UUACAUAAUGGAUUAAGGACCAUGCAGCUUGACCAGGCGCUGAAGGCAUGCAUUGAGCCUGUGUCCCUUCCUCCAUAAGCAAGUUAGCAGUCAGUGAGUGAACAUAAUACAUUCUGGCUGGUGUCCAAGGCUUAUUAAAAAACCAGACCUCCUGGACUUGUGUGAGUCGACACUCUCACUAUGAACGCAACCGACAUCGUCACCGGAGCCAGGUACGCACUGACGGGGUGUGCCGCGGUGGCAACGGUGGAGAAUCUCUUGGUGUUAGUGGUGUUUGCUUGUACCAGCCGUCUCAGAAUGAAGUACUACGGUUUCCUCAUCAACCUGACGCUGGCUGACUUGUUCUACGCCGUCAUGGCCAUCGCAUUCACUUGGGGAGGACCCGAUUAUUCCGGUAUUCUGUUCUCUAUCUUUUUCUCGGGUUACUUCGUCGGCAUUUGGACGAUCCUUGCCGAAGGCAUCAACCGUUACCUGGCAGUGUCCUUUGUAGACACGGCUCGCUACGAUGAGUUGGUCACCAGGAACCGCUUGUUGGCAGUCUGCGUUCUCAUUUGGAUCGUCUCACUCACGAUUCAGAUCGUUCCGGAAUUCUCCGCGGGCGAAUCCCUCUUUGAAGGAGUGAUCAAGCCCACGAUCGUGUACUUAUUUUGGUUGAUAACCGCCGGUCUUUACGUCGCUGUGUUCUGGAAGAUGAAGAGUUUCACACAUCAGCUUGUCACCAACCCGGCGUUGCAGCCCAGCCAGCCUGAGGAUGAAUUCAUCGACCGAGCGCGUCAGACCCGCCGCUUGCUGGUCACUUUCACUGUCAUUCUAGUCACGUCGUUCAUCUGCUGGAUGCCGUUCAGCGUGAUGCAGAUGGUGGCAUACGUUCACAGAGACUUGAAGUACCAGAACGAAGUCUACUGGCUGACUGGCGUGCUCUACUGUCUGGCACCGGUGAUCAACCCUUGGAUCUACUGGAUGCGGCUUGAUAGUUUCAGAGAGGGUUGCCGCAAAGUUCUCUGCGGCUGCUUCACACGGGACUCCACUGAACUCCUCGAGUCCGUUGAAGACCCAGACGUCUUGUAGAAGAAUCUUUGCCGUGGUCUUAGUCCUUGGGCGGAUGAGCAGCGGCGUCGCCAGGACUUGUCUUGUUUGUAGAGGAUGACAAAGGGUGAAAACUGUAAAGCGCGGAGGGAAGGCGGGGGUGGACUUCGCUUGACGCUAAAUUGCCUUGUGGGCGCUCAAAAUUGAAUACAUACAUUAUAUACAGUCAACAAACAUGGUGUGGCCUCUUUCUCGUCUGGCCGGUUUUUCGUUAUCGUCACAAACCGUUUGGGGUGAUGGCAGUGGCGUAGCCA
Patiria miniata (bat star) is the source of this 1340-nucleotide messenger RNA. RefSeq names its product G-protein coupled receptor 12-like. The transcript has 2 exons. Gene Ontology annotation, cellular component: membrane. Gene Ontology annotation, molecular function: G protein-coupled receptor activity. Gene Ontology annotation, biological process: G protein-coupled receptor signaling pathway. The record is from RefSeq and is a predicted model, not a curated record. NCBI's taxonomy places the organism in Eukaryota, Metazoa, Echinodermata, Asteroidea, Valvatida, Asterinidae. Bases 181 to 1068 code for a protein of 295 amino acids.